Molecule: messenger RNA, 1976 nt
Organism: Perca fluviatilis (European perch)
Lineage: Eukaryota; Metazoa; Chordata; Actinopteri; Perciformes; Percidae
Gene: pgrmc2
Product: progesterone receptor membrane component 2
Exons: 3
Coding region: 52-648 (198 amino acids)
Cellular component (GO): membrane; endomembrane system
Source: RefSeq, a predicted model, not a curated record
GGACCUGAACGCAGCAUCUGGCCAGGGGCGGGUAGGCGCUAACCGUGCAGUAUGGCGGACGAUGGAGAUAGUUCGAGCGGACCAGUUGACACAAGCGGCGGGCAGGGGUCAGCGGAUGAGUCGGACGGGCUCGGCCUCGGCGCAAUGUUGCUGAAUAUCAGUAUUUUAGUUGUGGUUGUGGCGGUCUGUCUGGUGGUGUACCGGCGGUGGGGCAGGAGGCUCGUCUCUGCCGCGGCCCAGGGCGACGAGGCCUCGGCGCUUCCCAAGAUGAGGAGACGGGACUUCUCGCUGGAGCAGUUGCGGGAGUACGACGGACUCCAGAACCCCCGCAUCCUGAUGGCUGUCAACAUGAAAGUUUUCGACGUGACCAGCGGCAAAAAGUUUUACGGGAAAGAUGGUCCUUACGGCAUUUUCGCUGGCCGGGACGGUUCGAGAGGCCUGGCCACCUUCUGCCUGGAGAAAGACGCCCUGCGGGACGAGUACGACGACUUGUCGGACCUGAACGCUGUACAGAUGGAGAGCGUGAGGGAGUGGGAGAUGCAGUUUAUGGAAAAAUAUGAUUACGUGGGGAGGUUGCUGAAGCCCGGGGACGAGCCGUCGGAGUACACGGACGAGGAGGACAUCAAGGACCACCUGAAGCACGACUGAGGCGCUUCCAUCACACCGACCAAAGCCAGGAGCCCCAAACAGCUGCGACAGACCUCCUCCUCCUCCUCCUCCUCCUCCUCCUCCUCACGCCGCAUCAAUCUACCCGCCACGCCUCUUCUCCUGCCUCUCACUCCCCCACCCUCCCUGAAUCUGUCCGGUGAGCCGUGGCUGUUCUGGAAAGGGGCAGGACUCAAGUCUCGACGCCCAGACCUCCCUCCCUCUUCAUCCUGCCAAGAGGAAGCGAUUGAAAAACCUUAAAUGAGGGCUUUAUUAUAUAUUUUUUUUUCUUUAUUUUUUUUAAUGACAGAAAACAUGUCUGUGGGGGAGAGGAGCGGAGCGUGGUGGUGGGGGGGGGGUUGUGCCAUUAGAUGUAUUUGAAAAAAAAACACACAAGAUUUUAGUCAUUUCUUCAGGUUGGGGAAACGCGUGGUCAGAGGUAGAGAAACACAUUGGUCCAAGACGAUCGCGGAAAACCAUUUUCUCUCUCUCUCUCUCUCUCUCUCUCUCUCUCUCUUUUUUAUCUCUUGGUUUAGUCACGUUGUACCUGAAACUGCUUCAGCUUCGGACAGCUUUGUCAAUCAAUCUUUGUGUUCAGAUAAUUCUCCCCCCUUGUUGAGAGGGCAGCGCUGCGGCCUAAGAACCAGUGCUGUGGAAAUUGGCAGGGUGUUGCAUUUUCCUGUUGUGUUUGUAGUGUAUGCACUACUAGUUCUCUUUGUUUGUCACCAUGUGAUUGUAUUUGUUGAGUAGCAUUGAGUGAGGGAGGGACAUUCUUUUUUUUUUCUUUAAUUUUUUUUCUUCUUUUUUCUUCUUUUUGGAUGGGGCUGGGUGGGUGGGGGUUUAAAAGGUCUUUGCCAUAUGAAACCUGUUUUUGAAUCACAUCAGACGGACUGAAUCACUGAUCGGGAAUACAAAGGGAAGGUGACAAGGCAGUCCUAAUCAAUCGACGCAAUUGUUUACACGCCUCACAAGCCAGCUGCAAGUCUGUAGAUUCCCCUGAAAAAUGGUCCAAGUAUUAAUCGUGCCUUAUUUAGUUUGUUGUCAGUCCUGACCGUUCUAACGGAGGAGGUAAGCGGAGGGAUGGAGGUGUCAGGGUUUUUUUUUUCUUCGUUUUUUUCUUCCCUAGACUCGGUCCCCCAGACUUUUAAGAAGGCGUACGUUCUGUCAGUCGUCCACACACAGACUGUAAUAUUUCCCCCACUUCACAAACUUUGUAAAUAGAUCGUAUGAAUUACUCAGUGUUACUGCCAUAUUUAUGUAGUUGAUGAACUCCAUAUAUGUAUAAUGCUAUGUCGUAUUGGCCAAAACCCCCAUGGUUUUUUUUUUUUUUU